Molecule: messenger RNA, 18084 nt
Organism: Porites evermanni
Lineage: Eukaryota; Metazoa; Cnidaria; Anthozoa; Scleractinia; Poritidae
Source: the annotation of a GenBank genome assembly
GUUUUUUUCUGGUUUAUUGUAGGGCUUCUCGUCCUUCUUAGUCCACUCACAACAGCAUCCAACAGGUUCUUUUUCAAUGAAACAUCAUUAAUACAAGUGUCAAGUGCAGUAGUUCCUCUUACUAGUGGUUUUGAUUUAACAUUUAGAACUUGCAAUGGUGGAGUUUUGCUCAGCCAAAAGGGUACAAACAAUGGUUUCUUCACCCUUGAAGUUGUGCCCACGGUGGUGAACUAUUCACAUACUCCUACAUUAUUUAUUGCCAGUCACCUCAGAAUGACUUGGGAGAUAAGUGGUACAAGACAGUUUGUUACAGUAGGAACAAAGCUGGAUCAGAAUUUUAAUUAUAAAGUGGAAUUUGUUGCUGGAAGUGGAGCCAUAAAUUCAACACUUGUACUAACUGGUAUAUCAUCUGUUGAUGUUCCAAAUAGUAUUUUAGGAUUUCGUAAUUCUGGCCCUUUAAGGGCAGGGCAAGGAUUCGUUGGUUGCAUUGGAAGUGGCACAAACAUUCAGCUCAGAGACAGUGGACCUGGGACGUUUUUUAACAUCAAAAACUGUACUCUUGAUAACCAGCAAGGAUGCCCUGAUAAAGGUUAGUGUCAGUGACAAAUUUUUUGUAUUAUUAUUCAUUCACAAUAUUUUUCAUAUCUGAUUGGCGGAAAUCCCCCAGCUAAUUUUAUUCUUCAUUAUAAAGCAGCUGGCAUUUUCCAAAUUUGAAAGGUGUGAGCAACAUACAUUGUACAGUUCCAGUUUUAGUUUGUUUAUUUACCAGAAAAAAAUACAUAUACAAACAGACAUUCAAUGACUAAAAUGUUAUUUAAAAUUAAACAGACAUAAAUUGUAAGUUGUAAAAGAAUUAAAAGUAUUUUUCUGGUGAGGAAGCUAAAAUAGAAACCUUGGGGCUUAUUAUAUGAGCCCCUCCCUAAGACUAACUAUUAUGAAUAAAUAAGUGGCGAAAUCAAACUGAAAUGUAAUUAGGAUGAAAAGCAAGCAAAACAAAACAGACAAAAAGCGGCAAAAAUCAAGUACUAUUUACAAGUGGUGAAUCAGCUAAGAUUAUUGAAUGAUGGUUUACUUGCUUGAAAAUGAGGUUGAUCAAUGGUAUAUUUGUGUGGAAACGAGGCUAAUUGGGAAACAGUUAUGCUGGAUUUAUGGGUCUUUCUGCAGGUACUGUCAUCAAAAAAGAAAUAAAGGAACCAAAACAAUGUUAAAGUUCUCCUCGAGGCUUUAUUGUUUGGUUGUAAUUCCUCUAUUGUACAUAAUCUGUCUGUUUUUAGAACAAAAAACACGGAAAGACGAAAGAAAACCCGCAAAGGUAUUAGAGCCAUGAAAACGGAAUCCAACAGAAAAUACUUAAAGAACCUCUCCAGUCUAGAACUUACAAAUGAUCAGGAGCCAGCAUUCGCUUGACCGUUUGGAAAUGGUCCGGUGAGAGUCAGUACCCAGGGGCUCUUCUGCUCAUGCUUGAAAACUUUCAUCGCGCCUUGUCUCCCAACCCGAAUGACAGCCCUGGGUCUCUGAGGAUGCGACACCCAUGGAACUUUGCCAUUGCAAUUUUGUAAUUUCACAUGCACAAUAAUUAUUAUGAAUUAACGCUGAAAUUUAGUGCCAAAAUUAAGGAGUAAUUUGUCACCCAUGAAAUAAGAUUGAUAACCCUUCUGCACAUGUUGACUUGCAGUUUGCCCUACUGGUUUUACUGGAGAUUACUGUGAAAUAAACAUUGAUGAUUGUGCACAGUUUCCAUGUCAUCACUACAGUACAUGUAAAGACCUCAUUGGUAAUUACAGCUGUGUAUGUGGGCCUCGCUGGACUGGCAGACACUGUGAUAACCACUUAGGAUCUUUAUGCAAUUCUUCUCUUUGCCAAAAUGGAGGCCACUGUAGAGACACUGCGGACUUCAAUAACUACACCUGUACAUGUGCUCCUGGUUACACUGGGAGGAACUGUGGAGUCCAAUUUGAUCCUUGUGACAGUUCUCCAUGUCAACAAGGUGGAACAUGUUCUAAGCUUGGAAGUGAAAAUUUCCAGUGUGCCUGUCCUUCAGGUUAGUCUUCAAUUGCCAUUUGAACUGUUUGUCUAUCAAUGUAAUUAGAUACUGUAAAGUCUCGUCACUGGGCCUUGUUCUAGCUUGUGUUGGAAAUCACCGGCGAUUUUACAAUCAGUCAUCAAAAAUAGUCAGAUUGACCCAAAUGAGCAAUCAUCAAUUAUAAUAUUGGCAAGAUCUCUCUAUAGCAAUUCCAUUAUAUUUUUCACCUUUGUGCAAGUCAAGGUACAUAGUACAUGCACUAGAAACUUUUUUUAGUUUUUGACUUUAGACCACUGAGCGUAGAAUUGUUUCUGUGCUUUCGGGUGAUCAAUUUCUCUUUCUUCUUUAAUUAUGAGACGAUUAAAAAGACAACACUCAAGUUCUCAAUACUGUACUUUUAUCUGCCAAAGAUAUAUUUUUUUACUUCAAUAAUUGAUUGAACAUUUUCCAUAGUCUACUAUCCCAAGAAAGAUUUCAGAUCGAUGAUUGGCACACCCCUGGUUCUACAGUGUAGAACCAGGGGUACUGUGCCUGGUGACUCACUUUUGGCUUUUAGUGCAUAACAAGGACGACUUAGUUUUAGCAUAGUGUAAAAUGCUGGCCACAAUUUGAUGCCAUAUCUCUCUCUCUCUGCUGGAAAUUCUCCUGCGCCCAGCUGACAAGUUCCCACCACAUUGCCUUGCAGUCUAUCACUGCAGUUUUAUUUCCGAAACUGAUUCCAAACACAGGGCCUGAAAUAAUUUUGCUACUGGCACCGGUCAAGUUCCAGUGAAACCUACUUUUGCUCGGACACACCCCUUUACCAGACAAUUACAAAUAAUUUAUUAUGACAUACAUGUAUCUCUAUAAAUUUAAACUAAAUUUUUGGUUCAUUAGAAGCGUAAAGGACCGGACAAAGUGUCCAGUCAUCUAAGGAUUUGACCAGCCAAACCUUGCUUUUGACCGGACAUAAUGUCCAUUGACUGGCUGUUAUUUCAAGCUCUGCCAACUAGUGGAUGCAGUGUACAAAGAUUACAGCCAUACCUGAUAGUGGCUAAUCAGGGGCUAGUACCGAGCAGUUUAUGUGAUUAGGCUAGUGAAUUCAACCCCUUGUUCAUCAGGGCUGUUUUAACUUAUUAAUUAUGGGUCCUUUUGACUUAUUAAUCAUAGUAGUGGAGAUGUUUCAGGCAAACACAUUUUUACUUGCCUGAAGGGUAACCUGGAAAUUUUUUUUUUUGCAUUGAAUGCUCAAAGUUAUUGGACUCCCUAUAGUUGGUUCAGUUCUUAAAGCACAGCCUUGAUUAAAAAAAAAUGUCAUUUUGAUGAUUUUUGUACUUUUCACGCAUUUAUUAUUUUCAGGGUUAACAUUAAAAUACCUUAACCCCUCAUUUUGUUAAGAUUUCUCUGUUUUAAAAAAUAAUCUGCAGAAAGUCUAAUAUAAUACAGUCACUGUCACUUGACAACAGUGUAGGUAUUUUAGCUGUCAAUCCACAAAUGUCUAUUUAUGAACUAUAGGGGGAGGGGGGGGGGGGCAGCACAAACCAACUGAGAAAUCUGUGACCACAACACAGUCAUUAUAUUAGCUGCCUGUGCCACCAUGUGCUCCUAGAGUAUAUAUCUGUAUGUGUCACUACGACAAGUUCAUAGGUUAUGGAUAACUUUUUAACAUAAUUAAUUUUUGUCUUUGAAAAUUCAGGUUUUAAGGGCCCGACUUGUAAUAUAAAUGUAAAUGAAUGUGGAACAUUACCAUGCAGCCAUGGCUCAUGUAUUGAUGGAAUCAACAGCUACACUUGCAAUUGUACUGGAUCUGGUUAUACAGGACAAACCUGUGCAGAGGAUAUUAACGAAUGUGAAACUAACAACCCUUGUCAUCCUAAUGCGACUUGUACAAACUACCCUGGUACUUAUCAGUGCAGCUGUCAACCUGGAUUUACGGGCAAGAACUGUUAUGAGAAUGUUGAUGACUGUCGUAGUAACCCCUGUAGAAAUGGAGGUGAGUCAUGUGCCAAUCAGAUCCAGUGCUGCACUCUUUUAGACUUUGAUGAGCUACUCCGCUUGGUGUUGACUGGAACUCAUCCAGGGAGCUUUUAAUGUUACCAGAAAAAGGGGUAAUACUGUCGGGAAUUAUCACAAGUUAUAAGCGGGGUACUAUCCUGUGUAUGACUGGGUGUAUAAAUAAAUGAUUGUUAGUUAAAGGAGUAGUGGUUUGAAAUCUGUAAAUAGAACCUAAAGCCUAUUUUGCCUUGGGAUUAAUUUUUCCUAGAAAAGUCACUCUGCCGCAGAUUGGUCUUGGUCGCAAAACUGCAGCAUGCAGUAAGCUCUCAUGUCCCCUAUGUCUUGAGUGGGUUGUGUGUUGACUGGGGAGAGCAUGAGCCUCGCAUGCCCUAUGACCAGGGGGACUCCCCUAUAAAAGUGACAGGGAUGCUCACUGGAAAAUGAAAAUUACACCUCAAGUUUAAACUGACCCCUAAAGGAGAUUUCUGUGUGGUCAGGGUUGCAGCAUUUUUGGUAAAAUUUAAUUUCUUUAUGCACAGCCCUUAGUGACUUUCCAUCCCCCCCAAAAUAAGUGAGACUAAAACCUGCAAUUUUGGUCGAAGCAAGAUGGCAAGCAUCCGCGUCACUUUUGUAUGGGAGUCUUCACCCCACCCCCGGCCCUAUGGUGUAGAGAGAAACAUCACUCUCUCCCCAGUAUCACUCUCCAUUUUCAGCCUUUCUCCAUACUCUUCAUUUUGACUGUUUGGGCAUAAAUUACUUGACUGCGAAAAAAUAUGGCCUGUUUUGUGGUCUGAGAAAACCACAGACCACUAGACCACUAGAUCUAAAAGAAAAUUCUGGUUUAACCUGACAGUGGACUUAACCUACAACUACAAGUAUAAGUGUUAAUGUAAUGUGUUUUAAAAGUAAUGUGUUUUAUGUUGUCACUUUUAGGAUCUUGUCAUGAUAAAGUAAGUGGUUACAUCUGUAAUUGCACAGUGGGCUUUAAUGGCAGCCUUUGUGAGAAUAACAUUGAUGACUGUGUAUCUCACACUUGUAACAACUAUUCAUUGUGCGAGGAUGGAAUCAAUAACUACACGUGUGUUUGUAAGCCUGGUAAGUUUGCAGCCUAAAUUAGUCACAGGUAUCAUUUACACAGUUUCAACUCCAUGCUCAUCUUGGUUAUAUCAUAUUGUUAUUGUCAGGUCAUCAGUUUGAGUAGACCUGUUAGCUUGGCUGGCAAAAGUUGUUUGUUGCUCAUUAAAGACCAUGUGAUUUUACCUUAAAAAAAGUUGUUUCCGUCAUCCUAUUUAUACGUUUAUGGAUGCAUAAUUUAUGUAGGGGAUAUUACAUAGCCGUGCAGAGAUAUAAUAGAGUAAACACCAAUGAAAUACAUGUACCAAACCAUUUUUACUUAAAUAUAGGCACAAUUUAUUCUGUGACCACUGAAACUGGUGAUCUUUUCAGGGGUCAAGAUAUCACGUUUUUGCACAAAAGCCCGUAUUUCAUUGGCAAUUAUAUAAUAAGAAAAGAUCAGUGAUGCUGUUUCAUAGGCAUCAUGUGUUAAAUUCUGUAUUCGUUUCUUCCUUGUAGGAUAUACUGGAGUCAAUUGUACCACAGAUAUCAAUGAGUGUGAUUCAAGUCCUUGUCAAUAUGGUGGCAAUUGUACGCAUGGUAUUAACUUCUAUAAUUGCUCGUGUCCUCAGCGGUACUCUGGCACAAACUGUGAAAUUGACUUGGUAGAUGAUUGUAAGCCUACAAAUCCCUGUUUCAAUAAUGCAACUUGUGUUGAUGACAUCAACAAGUUCAACUGCUCGUGCCUUCCUGGAUAUGAAGGCCCAAGGUCAGUUUUCACUUUCAAGUUAAGUUCGUAAUCAGUAAAAAAAGAGCAUCCACAUUCGCUAGCUCAUCCAGUCUUCAUUGAAAGCUACUGUAAAACGGGCAACAAAAACGUGUAUCUUAUUUCGAAACAUUGCCGCAAAACGAGUUGAAUAGCGAUGUGCACGUUUUGCUACCCACGUUCAAAGCCUGCCUUGCAACAAAUCAAGUUGUGACAGUUUGCGUGAAUACCGUCGUCUAAUUGGAUAAAAUAACGCGGGAAUCACGCCGUACACCGGAGUUACGUCACUUGCUGCAAAACAAGUUUCCUUGGUUCGGUAAAAGGCGCAUGCAACUUGUACAGAUUUUGUUGCAAAAAGUAGAACUACUCUCUACUUUCUGCAACAACGUUUCGCCACCUGCAAUCAAUACCUGCUCCUGAAAGACUGCCUUUUGGUUGGUAAACUUAAAAAGUAUCUUUGAGUUCCGUGCUUCUUGAAAGGGGAAAAAGGACGACAAAAAAUGUAUCGCUUAGCGUGUACCCCCUUGGUUUCAAGGACAUUUUUUGCAGAUGUUUUUUUUCUUUGUUAGUAUGCCGACUACUGGAGUAUUGAAAGCAGUUAUUGAACAUGCAUGCAAUACCCCGCCUUUAUGCCACAUAUGCGUCUAUACGGUAAACAUUACAUUUUUGUACUUACUGUUAAGACGUGCAGAAUGUUUAGGACAAGAAGAGCGCUUUCUGUGACUCAUCUGUAGUCGCAGAGAACAUUUACCUCAGGACCGUAGUUUUUUUAGAUUGCAACUUUUGCAGGUGCGUUUUUGAAGCUGACUUCCUCAAGCUUUUACAGCACAUGAAAGUUAAGGCCAUACAUUGUUGUAACUUUGUUCCGGUUAGUGAAUAGAAAGAUAGUGUGUGAGUUUUGAAAUGAUUCCAAUAUUCCCUAAGACACGAGAGCAGAUAUAAGUGAUGUGAUAUUUCGAGUCAUCGAUCCGCAUGAGGCAGAUCUACAGAAGUAGAAGUAGAAUGGUUUAUUGAUUACCUUACUAGCAGUAUGGACUGAAUUGCUAAAGUUUACAAUGUAUAGAAAAACGUUUUGAAAUAUAAUUCCGAAAAUACUUGCAUGCUAACCAUAUGAAUCCUGCAACUUCGAAAGUUUAAAAUAUUAGACUAACUAAGAAUUGUUUAAAAAUACUUGAACAUUUGUUAAUAAAGGUAUGACAGCACCUAUUGGUCUUGCAUGGCUUUACACGUUAUGAUCUAGAGUUCCUGAGGGCCUUAGAGGGUCCUUCGUUGAAUGGUAUGAGAGGGUGCAAAAUAUCAAGGGGAUUUUCUCCAAUUUUGUUAAAAAGUUUUUUACACAGCUCUGUCCUUCUUUGCUCUAACGUAACAAGGCCUGAACGUGACAGGGCAUCUGAGCAGUGCACUUCGCAACCAAAAAUUGUCCGCAGAGCACGUUUCAGUAUCCGUUCAAAAGUUAUGGUUAGAUAUUGUGGAAGACUAAAAUGACAAACCUGGCAGCCAUGGGGUAAAACAGACUGGAUGCAAGCAACAUAGAACUGAACCAGUUCUUGAGCUUGUACUUUUGCACGCUUUAGUUGCAAUAAAAAAUACAAGCGUUUGGCACCCUUUUUUGUCAUUUCUGUUACAUGAGAGUUCCACUUAAGGUCGUCUUGAAUAUGAAAGCGUAAUACCUUAACUACCUAUACUGUAUUAGUCUUACAACCGCAUCGAUUUCUACAAGUUAAUGAUUUGUCAGAGAGCGUGCAAAUGUUAUCCUUAGUUAUUUCUUUUUUAAAACUGAUUGGCGUAGAUCGAUAUAUGUUUUGUAACUUUAUUUCUAUAUUUGUAGUUCCUUUUUCAGUCGAUGUAAUAGUCGUAGAAUUAUUUUGAUUAGGUUGAUAGAGAGCUGGUUGACAUUCCACCAUACCUUAACUUUUUUAUUCAGAAUUCAUUACUUUCAAGGCUUUUCAGUUCAGUUCACGAACUGACGUUUUGGGUCUCCCAGUCGUUCGGUAGAUUAUUGUCAUAAAGUAAGAAAACCAAGGACAAUAGAUAGUUCACGGAAUUCCGCAAACAGAGUUCGCUCGAGUUAUAGAAAAUCUCAGUGUCUCAGUCAUGAAAAAUAAGAAGUUCAUCUUCAGGCCUGGAAAGUUAGUCAUAGAAUUUAAUGGUUAGUUGUGAAAAGUCAGGGAAAACUGUGUUGUUGUUUUCUUUUUUUUGGUUUGUGUUUUGAAAAUGUUUGAAAGUUGACAGCUAAACGUAAGGUCAUGGAAAACUGGACAAGUUCGUGCAAAAAGUCGUGGAAAUUCUUGGAAUUUCAAGAGCUCUAAAGAGUAUGCAAACCCCACACAAGUCAUCGCGUGCCUCGGUGAUUCUGUAUGGCCUAUGGCUACAAACUGCUUCCUGUUCUAAAUAUGACUUGUGAAUCAUUACAAGGGAAUGCCUCUAAUUCCAUAUGAUUAUAGUUUCUUCAACAAUAUUAGUGGUUGACAAUAUGAAAACUUUCGAAAAUUCUAUAAAUAUUCCACAACUAGAUGUAGAUUAUCGUCAUAUUGCUUUCCUGCAAUUUCACUGGCAUGUUGUGCUGUUGAAUAGCCUUUUCUAAAGCCAAUUUGGAAAUGGAAUAUCGCUCUUUUCAUUAAUUUUUUGCAGUGAAUGUCUCCUUUUGGUCAAGUCGGAACUGUGAUUUCCCGCAAGCUUUAUAAUUAAACCGCUGUAGAAUACCAAUAUUAAAUUUUUCAAAUUUUAAAAUAUUCACAGUGGCGUUAUACGUGACGUCUUGCGUUCAAAUACCUCGAAACAGAAAGUUCGUUAUGAAAGAGCUUGUAAUGUGGUGGGUCGGAUGCUUAUCAAUUCGGGGAAGUUUGUCGGCUAAAUUGCAACGUACAUCAGUUAAUGUGAAAUGUUUCUAAGAACAAUUGUUCUACCACGUCCAUCAUGUUCCCAGAUGAUAUCAAUCCUCAUGUUGUUAGUCCUUAUGUCUUGCAGGUGUGAAACUGAGACAAAUGAAUGUCUUUCUUCCCCUUGUCUCAACAAUGGCACUUGUAUUGACCGAUUCAAUAACUUCACCUGCAACUGUACGUCAGGAUUUACAGGACAUCGCUGUGAUGUCGACAUCGAUGACUGCGUGAUUAAUCCUUGCCAAAACAAUGCUACAUGUGUUGAUGGUAUCAAUCAUCGAACUUGUUACUGCCCUGCUGAGUUUUAUGGCGACGACUGCGACAAAGUGCGAGAUGCAUGUCAUCCUAAUCCCUGUGACAACAACGCGAACUGCUCUUUCGCCGGGAACUCAUACAGCUGUAGCUGUGUGUUAGGAUUUGAGGGUAGAAACUGUUCAGUGAACAUCGACGACUGCAAAAAUGACUCCUGUGUUGCAAACGCCACUUGCAUCGAUGGUGUUAAUAACUUUACUUGCCAGUGUCCAGCCGGGUUCCAUGGAGAGUUCUGUCAUUUGGAAAUCAAAGAGUGCGACUCAAAUCCUUGUAAGAACAAUGGGACAUGUGUUGAAGGGAUUGAUGGCUAUAACUGCUCUUGUGUGCUAGGAUUUAAUGGCACAAAUUGUGAGAACAAUAUCGACGACUGUCCGUCACAUAACUGUAACAACGGAACUUGUAUUGAUGGUAUUGACUCAUUCACGUGCAGUUGUACUUCAGGUUUCACUGGAGAAUUUUGUGACUCUGACAUAAAUGAAUGUAAUGGUAAGGGUACUUCAUAGUUAAUAGGGGUUAUUUAGGCAACUUCAUGUACCUUCAAAGUACCCCCUUCCCUCCCCUGAGGACGACUUAACCUCUCAAACCUCAUUACCUUACAAAUUCUCUAGACUGAUCUACAUACAUUUCCUUUAAGAAUUAGUUCAGCCAAUUUGUUAAAAGUUCAAAGCGUUUUCCCAUAAUUCUCAUAAUCUUUUCUCUUGAUGAUGUAUGGAUUCUGUUAGGAUAAAAUUGCUGAAAGGGUUAAGGAGGCACCCUUAAGGCCUUCGAUAGUUGCUGUUAUUAGAAAUACGUACAUGCGAUACUAGUUCGUAGCUUGAUCCUAGUUUCUUUUAAGUUAUUAGUAAAGCGUCCGAACAAGCGAUAGAUUUGUCUCCUGACAUGUGAACAUUUGUGUUUUCUAGCCUAUUUGAGUCAUAAUGUUUGUUUGUGUUUGUUUAUUGUCAGCUAAUCCUUGCAAUUGUGGUACGUGUGUUAAUGUCCCUGGUUCAUACCGGUGCAAUUGUGAUCAAUGGACAACAGGUGUACACUGUGAGAUUGAUAUUGAUGAAUGCCAAAACCAGAGCCUCUGUAGCAAGCAGUUAAGGCAAGGUGUCUGCACCAACUACAACGCGGUGACGGAUUACCAGUGUAACGAUCAUCUGCGGAAAGGAUACGAGUGUUUUUGCAGAAAUGGGUUCCAAGGUAAAUUUAGCCUGCGUUACAGGAGGUAGAGGGAAAAGAUUCGUACUCGCUUAAGGGGCGAGAUGUGUGGAUGGGGUGCCGAUCUCCCCCCCAAAAAAUGCCCGAAUUCCUCUCUUCCCCCCCCCCCCUCUUCCCCCCCGACCCUGAAUAGUGCCUGUCAGGAAAGUGACCCGUAAUGAAGUGUAAGAAAAACCCCUUACGAUAAUGGCGUAGAUUAGGCGCUUUUCAUUUGCAGUAUCGGUUUCUUCCCCUUAUGAUAUUAUUUAUUUAAUUAAUAAACAGUUUAGCAAUUUUUACUACAACGUGCCGACCCCUAGUCUAUACUGUCGCGAGAAUCUCGUUAUUUCCCAAGGCAAUACUGCGAUUUUCGCAGAGAACAAUUUCGAUGUCAUCGUGUCCUCGAUAUUUGUGAGGACGCGCGUUGUUUGGGAAAAAUUCCAGUUCUAUAAGAGUAAUGCUUUUCUCUAUUCCAGGUCAUAACUGCGAAUUAAAUACCGAUGACUGCUUAAGUUUGCCUUGUAAAAAUGGCGCGACUUGCACCGAUGGGGUUUUUUCCUACACUUGUACAUGUGCAUCUGGUUGGACGGGAAAAAACUGCGACACUGACAUAAAUGAGUGUGACCUGCAUGUCUGCCAAAAUGACGCAACUUGUCUAAACUUAGAUGGAACAUACAACUGCACAUGUAAGCCUGGAUUUUCAGACUUCAAUUGUUCCACUGAUAUCGACGAAUGUGAAUCAAGCCCUUGUGUUAAUGGAAACUGUACAGAUCUGGUAAAUGGCUUCAACUGUACCUGUUUUCCUGGAUAUACAGGUAACCUAUUGAAACGCAAAUAGUUUUGGACUACAUUAAAGGGGCCAUGUCAUGCUCCUAUUUGCGUUUUUUUUAAAAGGGCUUAAACUUGUUUUCGCGUCAAUUGAAUUCCAAAAAUAAUGGUCCAGUUUUGUUAUUAAACAGGGUUCGCACAGUCUUGAAAUGUCCUUGAAUUUUGAGGAAAGUCCUUGAAUUCCAUUUUUCCUUGAAAAGUCCUUAAAUUUCUUUGCAAGUCCUUGAAAAGUCCUUGAAUUUUCUUCAACUUUGAAUUUAGUGGCAUGGAAAGUGCUUUUUGAUGAUUUUUCAUUGUCCAAGACGGAAUUAUAAAUUAUGAAUCAUAGCUCAGAGAAUUUAAAGGUUAUUCACACAAAGUGCUCAAUUUUUUAUGCAAUAAUUAACUAUCAAUUUAAGACAAGUGAACUGCAAAAUUUAGAGAAGUUGGUGAAGCAAACAGUUCAAGCCUUAGAGGCUUAAAAGAAUAGACUGGAAAUGUGCAUUUUUGUACAAUCUGUGAAAUUAUAUUCCUAGUAGGUGGUCCUUAAAAAGUCCUUCAAAAAGGGUUGGAAUUUUUUGUGUGAACCUUGUUAAAGAAUUUAUUUAGGCAUUGAAACUGUUUCCUGUCGUCUGUUUCAACGGAUGGCAAGGAUGGACGUGGAUUAAAACUAAUUAGUGCACCUUGUUGAAAUUUCGUCAUAACUCUACAGGAGUAAUUUGUGUAUGGGUAAAGGCAAGAAAUGCUGACUUCAGCACAGACUCGCUACGUGUCGAGUUCGCUACGUUGGAGUUCACUACCUGUUCGCUACGUAUUACUUUCUUUCGGUAAACCAUUUAAAAAUAUUUCCUUAAUAUCACUAAAUAUUUCUCUAUAUUUCUCGUUCUUUUACGCUUCCCCCUCCAAAGGUGCAAGUUUUGGACUUUGCCAAUUGGCAGCGAGCCCAGUAUGUUGGUAGCGAACUCGAACGUAGCGAAUUUGAGAGGUAGAGAAACUGGUGUAAAGCCCCUCGUGACUACCCCGUUACGCUGUGAUUUAUGUCUACUAGCAGUGUAUCGUAAAUAUGACAACAUCAUCAUGAUUUCUUUCCUAACAGUCCGCGCAGUCCUUUUAGAAGAAAUAGUUUUUUGUAAUCUGUAGCUAAUGACCUAAAUAUGACCAUUAUAAGGCCUGGUUCUGAUUGAACUACGGUUGUUGCCUGCACACCAACGUGAUAUUUUGAAGACAGUGUUGAUCCUUUUUUAAACCUAAAUGGUGGCCAAGAUUUUUCUCACUGUACUUCAUAUAUUUUACUUCCCUGGGGAAAACUAUCGGUUUGAUGGGUGGGGCCGGAAAGCCGGGGCUUCUCGCAAGCAUGAAAUUAAUUGCAAUACAUUAGUCGGGGCAAUUGAUUCUGAAAUUUUUUGUUUUAAUUGGAGUAUUUCAAUAUUUUUCAUCCCAUAGGAAAAAAUUGCUCCGAGGAUAUCGACGAGUGUGCGUCUAGUCCUUGUAUAAACAACGGAACAUGCUAUGAUUUAAUAGCUGAUUUUAACUGUACAUGCCCUAGUAACUACACUGGUAAAAGGUGUGAGACCAAGGUCACAUCCUGCGUUCCGAAUCCGUGCUUUAAUAACGGCUCAUGCACGCCACACCCAGAAAACAACAACUUCACGUGUGAAUGCUCUCCGGGGUUUGGAGGUGCGCUAUGCGCGAACGUGACCACCAUUGGAUUGAGCGGCUCGUCAUUCAUGUUUUUCCAGCUUGACAGAAAUGCCUUCGAGCUUUCGUUUCAGUUUCGGACCACUCUAAGCUAUGGCCUGCUUGCGGCUGAUUCACAAAAUACUUUUCUUGUGUUUCUCGAAACAGAAAAUGUUACUAUCGUGUACAAUAAGGUUACUAAGCUUUCUGUAGGCAAGACAGCCAACCUCAGCGAUGGCCACUGGCACACAAUUCAUAUCAACAUAUCUUCAAGCUCUGUGAGCGUGACAGUUGAUAACUCUUCUUGCGGUCAACACUGCGUUGCUUCAUCUUCUCUGCAAACUCAAGUGAGCUUAACAGAUCUUUACGUUGGUGGAUCUCCAUUUGGUCCAAGUUAUGAUCAUAAUACGCUGUAUAAUUUUACUGGCUGCUUCCAGGACGUAAACAUAGACAGGAACACUGUGAUUCCCACAGGCUCACAAGUGUCUUUAAUCAAUACUAGUAUUGGAUGUCUCCGCCGUGAAGUUUGUGCUUCGAACCCCUGUGCUUAUGGCAAGUGUGUAGAUAAAUGGAUCAAGUAUAGCUGUGAAUGUGAGCGCCGCUGGAUUGGCCCACAAUGCAAUGCAAGUGAGUAAUAACCAAAACUAAAAGACAAAUCGCACAACAUUUUGACCAAAUUUUCCUAAAGUCGCCUUAAAUCUUCUUAAGUCGCCUAAAAUUACGGCGACUUAAGGUCCCAGAGUAGGCCUUAAAAGGAUAAGGCUGUUAAAUGUUUCUGUUUAAAAUGAGCUGCAAAAACUGUUCCCAUCUGAGACAACAAGCAGGACCAAUACAAGAUAUCAUGUGACAGUAAGAUGUCUGUUUAAACGAGGCAAUGCGUGUAAUUACCUGGGUGAUCAUAAUGCAUCAAGUGAUGUUGUAGUUAUUAGUGAUCGAUUGCCAGAGCAAUCAGGCACGUUGUGAUUGAAUGACACUAAUCAAAGGGUUUUACAUCUGUACUUGUUAAGCUUGAAUUUCGAGUGCUUGUAGAUUAAGUAACAAUAAGUGUUGUAAUUAAUCGAAAAAAUAAGUCACCAGCAAGAAAAGUCAGUCUUAAAAAUGGCAAAAAAUCGGUUUCCUCAAGAUGCGUUUUUAGUGAUCUGUACAGAAAAUUGCGUUCCCGCAGUUUUCCUUUUUAUCCUUUGCACGAACAUUAUGCUUUGGUAACGCCCAUGUUCUCUUCAUUUCAGCUUUGAUUCCAGGUUCGUUUGGUGCAACCGAACCGUUGAACGUUGCUAGCAACAGACGGCGUCGGGAUAUUCAGAGCAUGCAGAAUGCGAGCUUUGCUAAAUUUCUUACCAACCGUACAAGUUUUGGCGCUUCUGGAGAAUUAUCAUUCUUCAUCCGAACUCGAGAACAUAACGGUCUCGUGGUAUUUAUGACAGACAGUGGCGACAACCAUAUUGCUGUUGUUGUUUAUGAAGGAUUCUUGACUAUUCAAGUGAAGUUAGACGGGGUAAAUUCAAAUGUGACGCUCAAUGAAAGUAUAAAUGACGGAGAAUGGCAUUUCGCGGAAGUACAAGGCAACAUGUUGCGCCUUGAUAACCACACACAGGAAGUUGUUCUAACCGGAGGGAAAAGUAUUAACUUAACUUUCACCUUCAUUGGAGGAUUGGAUGACUACAAUCGGUUCCCUGAUGCCUUUCUUAUAAGAACCCCAUUCCGGGGCUGUUUGCAGGACAUUCGACUCAACAAUCAACUGUUUGAUUUCGGCUUUACGCCUCCCUCGUUGAUUUCCAUGGAUCAGUAUCAGUUACUAGCUAGUGGUCAUGUGGGUGAAGGGUGUAAAGGGAUGAACGUCUGUCGUUCCGCUCCAUGUGGUGUUGGAGGGUACUGUAAAGAUUUAUGGAACAAAUAUCAGUGUGACUGCAAACCACGCUAUGGUGGGACGGACUGUGCACUGUAUGGUUGUGCCCUGGUUAACCUGUGUCCUGCCAAUACAACUUGCAGAGAUGUCGGUGAAAAUUACGAGUGUAAGUGGUCAACUAUUUAAAAUAUUAAUUCUUUUAUUCUCGAAGUUUUUAAAAUAAAUUUUGUGCCAACUAUAUCACCCCAAGAAGGCGAGGACUUAGAUUUAUUAUAAGAGUGAAGGGUCCAGUUAUCUGUACCAAAAGACUCAGUAUCACUAGCCACGUCUUUUGGAUUGAUAUCCCUUCAGGAUCUUAAUUUUCCAGCUAAAUACUAUUUUCGGCCGCUAUCACUUUCGGACUCUUAAAGUGCGCAAGUACGUUGAAGCAACGAAAAUUGAUCGGAGCGUUUAAACGGUGUCAAUUCAAUCCAAUAUUUUCCAAUAUCUGUGUACGUAGACAAAGUUGUUGAUCAAAGGAAUUUUAGACGAAAGCCCAAACUAUCCCAAACUAUGUUGCAACGCUCUUCCAACAAGGUUUCAAUGUUAUUUCAACGUUUCUCACCAAUAUUGGAAGAAUUGGUCAUGCGGUGCCAAGUCAGUGUCGCUAAGUGUUAAACUAUUGCUGGAACCCACGCACGCUCUCAUCAAUGCCAGAAAUGGUAUUGAAGCAAAAGGAUUCCUGUCAUCAACGUAUCUGCAAAGAUUGCUAUGUGCUUUUUACACAGUUAGGGUUGACUUCAUAACUAGCUUGGCUUUGGCACUCCACCCUCUGAUCAGAGACAGUGAGGAAUUCUAUGUGUAUGGGACUCAGGGUAGAGAGAACUUAGAAUUUUUUCUCGUUUAUUUGAUAGGUGUACGUCCUGUCACAUUGAAUGGCAGUUCAAGCAGUGCAGUGUUCAAAUUCACUUCAAACGUUAAUGUCAGCUUCAGUGUGUCCCUGAGAGUGCGGACAAGACAGCCAUCGACUAGUUUGAUUGACAUAAAUCAAGACCAGAAUACUUUCUUUAAGAUGGAGGUCGCGAAUGGGCGAGUAAGAACCCAUUACCUUUUAGAAGGAGAAAGUGUUUUAAUAUUGUCAGGUAAGAGUCAAUACAGUUCGGCACAAAUUUCGGGGAACCCUCUAUAUGUACUGAGGGUGUUCUACCCUUAAAUAUAGGUCAUAGUGCUGUGAACUGAUACUAUUUAUCACUGCAUACUGGAACGUAUCGCCUUGUGUAUUUUAAACUGUUUAAAGUUCUCAGAUAGGAACAUGUUCACGAUACAUUUCUCGGUUAUAAUCUGGUAAACUAAGACCUAACAACAAAGUGCCUGACCUAAUGAACAUUUGGUUGGGUACCCUGGCUCCAGAGGUCCGUUCUUGAAAUAUCUAGGAUGAAGUACACCGUUCUUACGGUUUGAGAAAGUGAGGCGUUUCGCCGCGAACUGUCAGGAAUUAUAGAUAUAGGUAAAAAAAUAACCUCUAGAACUCAGGGUAAUGGUUGGGAGGGGAUUUAUUAAAACUACAGAACACAGCCAGGACCCACCUAUCUACAGAAAGGCUUGUGGUGCCUCAGCAUACCCUAUUGGGACACCGUCUACCUUUCAGGAACUUCUGUCAACUUAAAAUCUUAAAUUUUGGUUUGUGUUUGUAUUUUCAGAUGUUUUUGUUAAUGACGGCCGAUGGCAUGACGUCGUCUUCAACGUCACCAAUAAUCAAAGUCAUGUUACUGUAGACGGUAGCAAGACUUAUAACUCAUCCAGACUUCCUAGUAGGGAAAUAACCGGCUUAUUACAACGCACUUCAGUUUUGGUUGGCAACUCGGUGUUUAAAGGUUGCUUAGAUAAUGUCCGCAUUGGAGGUCUUUUGCUCCCGUUUGUUGAUUACUAUAACGGUACAUUGAAUGUAAGUCAUGUGACACCAUUAAAACCUCACUUUAACGCCACCAUCCGCGGAAUACAGCUUGGUUGCCAUGGUGAUGAUGUCUGCGCCAUAAGUCCUUGUGUACGCGGUGUAUGCGGUGACGUUUGGAACCAGUUCACGUGUGCGUGUCCCGAGGGAUGGGCGGGGAAUGUUUGUAACCUGACCGCUAACAUGACUUGCGCACACUCCCCGUGCGUGAAUGGCACGUGUUAUAACCUAACGCACGUAAACGUUCCAACCAAUGAGAACCAAGUAAGUGACGUUGGAUUUGACAUGUUUGGCUGUAACUGCACCGCAGGAUUUGAAGGAAAGCGAUGCGAGAACGACACGAAGGAAUGCGCCUCUGGGCCUUGUCAAAAUGGAGGAACCUGCACAGAAUUGCACCUAAACUACAGUUGCUCGUGUACAACGGGUUUUAUGGGAAGAAACUGCCAAAUAAAUAUUGAUGACUGUGCAGACAAUAACUGCACCAACAAUUCCACUUGCGUUGAUGGAAUUGCGUCUUAUAACUGUUCAUGUGUAGAUGGUUUUAAUGGCACCUUCUGUGAGCUGGAUAUUGAUGAAUGUGCUGACACGCCGCCUUACGGUCCUUGUAACGCUACGGGAACACGCAGUUGUAACAACACUAAAGGUAACUUCGCUUGUGACUGUAAACCGGGAUAUUUUGGUGCCUUGUGUCAGUAUGAUCCUUCUUUGACCUGUGAGAUAAGGGCACCCUGCAAAAAUGGGGGAAAUUGUUCGGAUAACGCAACAGCCUUCAGUUGUUCCUGCCCUGCUGGUUAUAACGGUACACUCUGUGAAUUUGACAUCCACGAAUGUGCUGACUUACCUUGCAUUAACAAUGGAACAUGCAUCGACAGUCAUGUCAACAAGUCGUACUUCCCCGGUUAUGAAUGCCAGUGCACCGUGGAUUACACUGGAAAACAGUGCGAAAAGCUCAUUGAUUUAUGCAAUGAGUAUCCAUGUAAGAACAAUGCAACGUGUGAAAGGUUAGCAUAUAACGAAUACAGAUGCAACUGUACAGAAGGGUUUGGAAAUGUAAAUUGUAGUGGACUAUUGGCGAACUGCCUUCCUAAUCCAUGCAAACGUGGAGUUUGUAUCCCGUUAAUGGAUAGUUACGUUUGUCAGUGUAACUCUGGAUAUACAGGGAGCAAUUGUGAUUCACUCAUUGACAAGUGCGACUCUAAUCCUUGUCAAAACGGUGGUACUUGCACUGCGGAAGAAAACUUCUUCAAUUGUUCCUGCAGCUCAGAUUGGUUGGGUGGACAUUGUGAGUUUAAAAAUCCCUGCUCGCGAAACCCUUGUGAGAAUGGUGCUUCUUGUGUAGUGAAUGAUCAGCUUGGAAACUUUUCAUGCGUGUGCCCUGAUAAGUUUACUGGACAGUUUUGUGAAACACAGCUCACAUCGAGUCCUCCAGUUGCAAAGGAAUCUCGGGUAUCUCCGUAUCUUAUCGGUGGGGUGGUAGUGGCGGGCCUCGUUGCCAUUUCACUUUUUAUUCUUCUGAUUUUGGCUCUGAGGAAACGAGCGGGUAACGGUACUUAUAGUCCAAGCAAGGAGGAAGGACAAGCUGGCCGAGUGGAACUGGAUUCCAUACUCAAACCUCCACCCCUAGAGAGACUCAUAUAA